Messenger RNA from Porites lobata, 4161 nucleotides. The record is from the annotation of a GenBank genome assembly. Lineage: Eukaryota; Metazoa; Cnidaria; Anthozoa; Scleractinia; Poritidae.
AUGGCCAUAUCUUACAAUUAUGAAUACCUAGCAAUGUUUACAGAUACUGGUUUGUUAUGGAUAGGAUCAGCAGAUUUACAGGUGGGUAUAACACUGUCACACUGUUCAGCCCGCAAAUUCAGCUAUCAGAGGACGAGUUCAAGCAGUUAGCGCCGAGUAGACUCGGAUUCUUAGAAAAUGAGCACGAGUGGCGGUCUAAUUCAACUGGUAGUACUAGCUUUGAUUCUAUAUCAAGGGUUGAAGAAAGCAUGUAAAAAGGAUUUGUUUAUACUACUUGAAUUUGAGGUAUCUUUUCUUGUGACAAAUGAAGACCCGUAAAAUUAAAAUUUUUGUAUCCGCCUUAGUUCUCCAUGGUGGGAUAUCAUCAUUAAUUUAGUUUAGCCACUUCUUCCUCGGAAACCGUGCAAAAACAAGUUCUUGUUAUGGCAAUGUUGGUUUUUAUCGCGUUCACUUAAGUUGCCGACAUCUCCACAAAGCGAGUAAGCUUAGCAACCCGGGCCACUAGGCCAGGCCCUGAAGAGCUCAACUUGUUAAGUACGCCUGUAUUUUGCAGUUCUUUGAAUUCUGCAGUUAUUGUUGUAUUUCUGUCUUCUUUAGAAAGUCUACUGUGAGUUCAAUACUUCUUGUCCAUCAAGACCCAAGCAACUAACCUGGUAAGGACCAAGGAGCAAUUGUUGUUUCUAGAAUGAAGGCUCUCUUCUUUUAUGACGAAUUCUCGCCCGGUUGGCCGGGCCAUUCUUUUGAAUUCAAACUAAGAGCCAUCGGUGUCUUUCUUCCGCUACUCAUCAAGCGACGUGUCGCUGCAACUAAUCUCCUGACCUGUACACGGGGAGUAAUCUGUUGCCACAACGUGUUAGUGCAACUUGUCUCCUUGUGUGUUCCGAUCUUUACUUAUUUCAACUUACCUUACAGGUGUGCAAUGGGUGCUGUCAUAUGUUACUGGGACGAUUAUUUGGAUGUUGUUGGACCGACAAUGGACACUAUUAGAUAUCCUUUGAUUAACAAGAUCAUUCUUUAUCAUGAUCCGACUAGCUUUCCAACUAUUUGCGGGUCAAGCUAUCUAACUGGUAGAGCAUGCUAGGAUUAAAAAUUGUUCUUCUUGUGGUUGUAAAUGUUGGCUUGGCCAAGUUGGUGAUUGUGCUGUCAUGCUGAAAUUAUAUAUUGAUCGUGUUACUAAAAACAACCUUGAUUUGAACUGACAAUUGUUACUAGUGUGAGCACGCUAUUGCCAUGUAUUUAACAAUUAUUGCACGAGUGCGCGUUGGAUAUGAGUGGAAUAAUUGUUUAUUAAAAUCGCCCACAAAACAUCGAGAAUUCUUCCCGACUUUAUUUGUAAGAACAACCAAUUUUCAAAUUUUGGUAUGUGGCUCACAUACCAUGAUGGCUAAGCUAAUCAGAGCUCUUUAACUACAUUAUCCAAUGGUUCAGUUUUAAUAAAUAUGCAUAUGCUACGGAUAGCACCUGACUUCUUAACAUAUUUCACAUAUCGUAUGGACAGUGCUGUUCAUUUAGUUCAAGAGUUAGAUGGCGUAAGAAUCAUUGGUAAUGACACUCAUGAACUGCUUCAGCGAGUUCCAGGUUGGUGAAUACGAUUACGUUGAUUGCGGGCGGUUUUUCCUCCUGGCGAAACCUCCCUAGCAACGAGGAGCAAGAUGAAAUGGCUGUAUUAGCAGACUACAAGUGAAAGGUUUCAAAAUGCUCGCAGAUAUUCUGUCUUGUUCUCGAUUCAUAAAGCUAUCGAAAUACAGUAGCCAAAAAUAACAAUCCCUGUUGGUGGCCAGGAUGUCCUUGAGAUUUAUUUCUUCUCCACAGACAUUUGAUGCUUUUCCAAAUUACUUUCUUUUAAAACGUGUUGUUAUCUGUAGGUGCUUAAAGCGAAAUAAACUCUCGAGACUGUUGACGUAAACCUUUAGCUCAGUGUGGUCUUGCUGUGGCUUAUGUAUGAUUUUUCAACUUACUUCCCGGAAGCAGAUGGGACUGACUCAACAUUCAGUAUUCCCCCCUUCAAAGUUGUCACGAAUAAGCAAGAAGCCCUAAACUUUAUUCGAGUCGACUUGUUCAAUCGGUUUACGGUCAAGUCGCCCAAAAUCAGAGUCAUGUCGCUCGAAAUAAACAGCGAUAUUUGCGUCUUUCUUUAACUUGACAUUUGCAUAGGUUACCGGACACAGCUGAGUCAACAUUUUUCGACUAAAUUCCUUGCGAUAUACUUCAGAUGUUACUUCUGUUCAAGUUUAUACACUCGAUAAAAUUUUAGGCGACAUGACGUAAGAUUUCGGGCGACAUUACUCUGGUUUCAGGCGAUAUGACUUCGGGCGAGAUGACUUUCUAGCGACUUGACCGGUUACCGUUCAACCAGAACCAAGAGCGCUUGUUGUGCGUGAUCGGCAGUGAAAUGAAUUACCCGCCAAGUUUAAAAUUACAUGACGCCACUCUAACCGGCCAAUAAGGUGGCGUCCUUGAAAUAACCACGCAGUAUGACACAGAACCAAGAAUAGAUUGAAACUAAUUUUCAUGGAAAUAGGGUCAUGUAUGGGGGAUUCGUUCGCUUAGAUCAUCCUCUCUUGCCAGAACCACUUCUUAUCACGAACGUGAGUAAUUAUGUCCGAUACUAGAGCAACUAUUUCUAUUCAUCUUUCAGCUGCUGUGGAACAAGUGUUUAAAAUCGGUUCAAUGGAACCAGGUGCGAUGCUGUUUGAUGCAUCAAAGGAAUUUGAGGCAAGCAAUGCUUCACCCUCUCUGGGAAAAAGUUGUCCCGGGUAAAAGGGUCAGCCGCCUACCCAAGCCGAUGGCGGAUCUAGGGGAGGGGUCAAGGGGGCUCGCCCCCACCCCCUUUAUUGUUAGACCACCACUGCGAGCCACCCUGGGCGAGCCUGUUGUUGGGUGAACUGUUUUCCUUGGUAAGGUCACCAUCCUAGCUGAGCCAACUUUUCUCCAUAUAAUAAAAAAGAAUCAACUUUAUUUAUAUAGCGCUAUUUCAGUCCAAAAGCUCAAUAGCGCUUUACAGAAUUCAUAAGAAAGAACAAUAAUGAAUGAAGAAAAACAUAGCAUGACAAUAAAAAGAAUACCUGACGAACAACAUUAAAGUUUCAACUUAAAGAUUCUAAACUACACUAAAACGUAAAUCCCUAAAAAUUAAGCUGUCGUUCUGAUUCUUUCAUGUAUAUUCCUGUAAACAGAAAAAGAGCGCGCGAGCAGAGGAGUACAUUCGGAUGAUCAAAGAACGUCUUCCUGAGGCUGUCCAGCAAUGUAUCCACGCCGCUGCCGGGGAACAUGAGCCUGCAAUACACAGAGGACUGCUGAGGGUGAGUAUAGUUUCAGAGGUAGUCAUGGUAACCACAUGAUCCUUAUGUUCAGUUGCUAUGUUUCGAUUCUCACAGCAACCCGCGCCCAGGGGUUGGGGGAGUUGUUGACAAGUUUAAGGUUUCUUACACAGUGAUUGGUGUUCUGUAAACUGCCAGAUAAAUUUACCAUUGUUUGAAAAAUUCAUUAUCUGUUUUCCGUGGCAAAAUCACCACCUCCUACUAAAAAUGUUUUUGUUAAUCUGCUGAAGUUCCUUCGCUUGGGCAUAAAUCGUUGAACGCGAUGCCGUGAAAAGAAAAUCUGUACUCAGUGUAUCAGGGUAAUUUGAAUUGAAAGCGAAGAGCGCCAAUAGUUCGUCCAUUAUGUUUCUAUUUGAGGAGUGUAGUAAGAGACAUAAAGGACUUCAUUAAUGCUUUCGACGACGGCGUCAUUCAGUGAUUUUUCAGUUAUACAGGAUGAAUUGAAAGUAUAGCAAAUCUCAGCGAGUGGUCAACAUUCGCCGAUAACACUGCUCUGUUACCAUCUACCAAGCGAAGUUUGUAACGUCGCUUGGUCAGAGAUUUUAGGCGGGAAAUAGUUCUCGUGUAACAUGUCAUGUGUCCUCGUAGUAACCAAUAAGAGCGCUCCGGCGGUCGAUGUUGGGGAAAAUUCCACCUAUAGUAUAACCGUUUUUUUUUUUUACUGAUCUCAGCUGUAAUCUUUUCUUCUCUUUGCUAGGCUGCUUCCUUUGGUAAGAGUUUUCUAACUGAUAUGCCGCCACACGCGUUUGUUUCGAUGUGCCGGAAUCUUAGAGUGUUAAACGCCGUGCGGGACUACAUGGUUGGAAUUCCACUCACAUAUGGACAAUAUCCUUUAUCUUAA